Molecule: messenger RNA, 1826 nt
Organism: Eufriesea mexicana
Lineage: Eukaryota; Metazoa; Arthropoda; Insecta; Hymenoptera; Apidae
Gene: JTBR
Product: jumping translocation breakpoint protein JTBR
Exons: 2
Coding region: 65-1777 (570 amino acids)
Biological process (GO): mitotic cytokinesis
Cellular component (GO): midbody; cytoplasm; centrosome
Source: RefSeq, a predicted model, not a curated record
AGUUGUGACAGGGUAGCUUGGCUAGAGGAACGAGCAUUUUGGAAGUUUCAGGCAGCUACAAAAGAUGACUGAUACUUAUUUGGAAGUGUAUUCUGUGACAGAAUUAUGUCUGGCGCCAAUAGAAACAAUAGUAACAUUGUUUACUGUAAAAUACUGCAAAUCUAAGAUUAAUAUUAAGCUUGUUCCAAGCAAACGGAAGCCACACGAACAAGCAUAUACUAUAGACAUUUCCACUUUUGUAUAUGAAGUUAUAGAUACAAAUAAAAUUCCAUAUUCCGCGAUUUCAUGCGAAUUACCAAUUAUCAUUAUUAAUAAAACUAGUUGCAUCGCUGGUCUUUGCGCGAUACUGCGACAAAUAGUUAAAGAAGUCACGGCAGAGUAUCCAACGCACUAUUGUCGGAAAUUAUUAGGAUUUAAAGAUUCGUGUCUAACCGCUUGUUCAGAAGCAAGUGUUUGGACAAAAUUUUGCGAGGUAGAUUUGAUACUAGCUGUAAAAUAUUUACACGUGGAUGAAACAAUACAAAGCAAAUUGCCUUCGAGUAUGGCAAGAUUUGAAUGUCAUAUGUCGCAGCCAGUUAGGUUGCACAAUUUAUAUAAAUAUACCAUGUCGAAAAAGUUUUCCGAUGAAAAUGUAAUUUCACGAGACGGAACACCAGAGCAUACAUAUGCAGAAGGUUCGUAUCUGACUUUGGCGGAUAUAAUUAUAUUUGUCUGUAUUCACAUUUUAUUGACUGUAUUUUCGAGUGAAACAACAAUGAAGUUACUUCCACUGACUAUUAAAUGGUAUAAAAGAAUGAUUGAAGAUCAGAUUAUACUUGACUGCCUCGAGUGUUUGCCAUUGUUGGAGACCCAAGACAUGACUAAAUUCAAUUACACGCUUCCUGAUGUAGCGAAUCAAAGUUUAUAUAAGAGUGAUCCGAAACGAUAUAAACCGAGAAGUCGCAUAUAUACGAAGCAAGACGAUGUGGAGAACUCGUUGCAGUUAUUCAAAACCUUAAACAUACAAACCAAUCUUGACUCGGAACCAUUUGGUGCAGAAUUAAACCUUGAUUGGUCCUCGAUACCGUUUGAUGCCACUCCUGAAGGUGGCUCGUUGCCACCUACGCGUUUAAAAAGAAAACACGAACAGUUGCAAAACAUGUGUAAGCCUGUCAUAAAGUUAGCGAAAGCAGGAGACAUAAUAGUUGAUUUCUGUUCUGGUAGCGGUCACUUGGGCAUCUUGGUCGCGCAUCUUUUGCCACAUUGUACCGUUAUACUGUUAGAAAAUAAAGAAAAGUCGUUGAAUAGAGCCAAAGAGAGGGUUAAGAAAUUGAAGUUAACGAACAUAAAAUUUUACCAGUGUAAUUUAGAUUAUUUUAAAGGACACUUUGAUAUCGGUAUGUCGUUGCACGCGUGCGGAGUUGCAACUGAUUUAGUCAUACGACAAUGUAUAAGAGAAAAGGCUAUUUUCGUGUGUUGUCCUUGUUGUUAUGGAUCAUUGCACAGUUGUCAUCAUUUAACAUACCCUAGGAGUAACAUUUUUAGAAGUGAAAUAAACGAGGAGAGAUACAUAGUACUUUGUCACGCUGCAGAUCAAACGCACGACGAAAAGAAUGUUAAAACGAAUCAAGGUUACGAAUGCAUGACUAUUAUCGAUAUCGAUAGAAAAAUACAGGCUGAACAAUUUGGCUAUAGAGUAUAUCUCGCUAAAUUCAUACCGAAGACGUGUACACCUAAAAAUCACAUAUUUGUAGGUAUUCCUAAAAACGAAAUUGUAAACGUCGAACAUGUAAGUUAAUUACGUUAGACAUUCACGAUGAUUUUGAAUACAGAUCGAUUUAAAACUA